Messenger RNA from Cryptomeria japonica (Japanese cedar), 417 nucleotides. RefSeq lists its product as uncharacterized. The record is from RefSeq and is a predicted model, not a curated record. The coding region runs from base 1 to 417 and encodes 138 amino acids. The transcript has 2 exons. Lineage: Eukaryota; Viridiplantae; Streptophyta; Pinopsida; Cupressales; Cupressaceae.
AUGGAGUGCAGUCUGUGUGGCGAUGUGGGCUUUCAAGUCUACUUAUUCCAAUGCAAAAAAUGUUUAAUGCGUUUUCAGCAUCAAUAUUGUAGCAGAGCAUACUAUGAGAAAUUAUCAGUUGAGAGUAUCAGUAAAGUGUGUGACUGGUGCUUCACUAUUCAAGAAGAGUAUGCAGGGAUUAAUGAUUGGCUUAUGAUCAGGGAUUCUGUUAAAAGAAUUAGAAGUUCUGCUGGGUUUGGAGAGUCUACAAACAUGACCCAAAAUAGAGAAGAUAAGAGUAAUUUGAAAAAAUCCUGUGUUGAAAUUGAUGGACAGAUACCCAAAGAGCUGAAGAAGCAGAGGAAUCCUAAAGUUGUAUGCACUACUGAAAGAAAACUUGGGAAGAAAUAUAAGCUUCUUGAUGAAAUUGUUUGUUGA